AUGGCCCAUAGGGAAGAGGACAAGGAUCUUUUGAAUGAAGCUCAACAUAAAAAUAAUUUGCCUAUUGAGCAAUCUCCUUUGCAGCGAGUUAUAGGGGAAGCAAAAUUGAAUGGGGACGAUGUUUCAGAGUUUACUUGUUAUCCUAUUUUGGUUAAUGCAUAAGGCCAACAACAAUAUGUUACUUUAACUCUUAAACAAUUGAGAGACCUAAAAGUCGCUUGUUCUCAGUAUGGUCCAACUGCUCCUUUUACUGAAGCUAUUCUUCAAUCUUUGGCUUCUGAUGCCCUUCCUCCAGAAGAUUGGAAACAAUUGGCUAAAGCUUGUCUUUCCAGUGGCGACUAUCUUUUAUGGAAAUCUGAAUUUGCAGAACGUUGUCAUGAAACUGCUGAACACAAUAGAGUGGAAAAUAAUAAUGUGAAUUAUGAGAUGCUCACUGGGGAAGGUCAAUUUACUCAUAUUCAAAAUCAACUUCAAUAUCCUCCUGGAGUCUAUGCUCAAAUUAACUCUGCAACUCAAGCAGCCUGGAAACGAUUACUUUCUUCCAAUAGAAAAACUCAGGAACUUUCUCAAAUUAUGCAGGGGUCUGAUGAACCUUAUCAAGACUUUGUUGCUAGAUUACUGGAUGCUAUCAGCAAAUUAAUAAGUGAUGCUGAUGCAGGAAUGCUAUUGGCUUGGCAGCUAGCAUAUGAAAAUGCCAAUACUGCAUGCCAGACUGCUAUUAGACCUUGGAAGAAGAAAGAUACCUUAUCUGACUAUGUAAGGUUAUGUGCUGAUAUAGGCACUUCAUACUUGCAGGGAGUAACUCUUGCUGCACCCAUGCAAGGCAAAAGUAUAGCUGAAAAUGCCCGAAGUCCGAGGUGGAUCCUGGAAAGGUUGGUACACACCGUGGGAUCCUCAGCUAAUAACCAAAUUCAAACAGAUGACUCUGAAUCCCCACAAGAAGAAAAUACCGUUGAUGCCCCAUAG
Molecule: messenger RNA, 966 nt
Organism: Urocitellus parryii (Arctic ground squirrel)
Lineage: Eukaryota; Metazoa; Chordata; Mammalia; Rodentia; Sciuridae
Source: RefSeq, a predicted model, not a curated record